CCUUCUGUAAUUAAUUAGUCUGUAAGGUGGUAUUUUGAGACUUAGAUGAGUAUUCUGUUGACUAGCAAACUUUCACGAAAUAGUAGCAUUCAUGGAUCAUUGCCAGUUGUUACUCUGGUAGCUGUAAUAAGGUGAGUUCUUAAUUUUAUCAUUUCUUCUACAUUAUUAAGUUGUAAUUUUCUGUAAAGGAGAGGUUUCCCCUUUACUCCCAGUUUUAAAAUUUCAUUCUUUUCAAAUCACUGUGGACUGAUGGAUUCUUUUUUUCAUGUAUGCUGUAGUCUAUUAUCAUUAUUAUGCCCUGAUGCUCAAAUUUUCCUAAAUUAUCCAGUGGGAGCCCCAUUCAGGCUGGUUCCUGUGUCCUUUUGAGAGAAAAAUUGGAAAUAGAUAGGUUAAUUGUGAGUUAUUAUGAAGAUUCUUGGAUUUCAGGAUGAAAUUCCAACUUAAUCAUGUGGGGGAGUCUGCAAAUUUUUGAAGUGGAAAUGAGAUGUGUCUCCUCUAGUUUACAGUAAUUGUGUCCAUCUGUUUUUCUCUUGAGAAAUCAGUUCAUUUAGUCAUUUUCUGAUGACUGUUUAUUAGGUAUCUAUGUGCCCGGCUCUGGUAGGUGCUUAGUGUUAGCUGGCACUGUUAAGCUGCUUUCUCUCCUUAAUAUCUUUGGAUGUAACUUCGCAUCUGUAUUAGUAAAUACUCAGAUGCCACCCAAAACCUGCAGCAUUGGGGAAGUUUUCUAAUUGCCUCCUGCUGUGUUUAGGGCUUAACUGGUUAAAAGGUGGGGACCACCCCUACACACACACGAAAGACACAAAAAUUGGAUGGGACAUGAUCCUUGCUCUUAAAGGCUUACGGAAUGUGACAAAGAUGGGACUUACUGCGCUUUCAUUUUGGAGGAGUGGGUGGGAGUCUGUUCUUCUCCCCCAUGUUUGCCUUUUAGAGGAGUCGGGCUAGAGCUGUGCUGCCCAGUAGUUUUGCCACUGACCACAGGUGUCUGUAGAGCACUUGGAAUGUGGCCAGUCUGAGUGGAGGUGUGCUGUAAAGACAGACUGAGCGCAGGUCUCAGAGACUUAGCAUGGCAAGGAGAAUAUACAAUUUCUCACUAAUAAUUUACAUUGAUUACAUGCUGAAAUAAUGCUUUGAAUAAAUUGGGUCAGUAAAUAUAUUAAAUAAAAUUUGUUAAAAUUAACUCCCUCUGUUUCUUAAACAUUGCUACCAAAAAAUUUAAAAUUGUAUGUGUGGCUCACAGUACAUUUUUAUUGGACAGUAUGGUCUAGAGACUUGAUGAAAUUUAGGUUAAACAUUACUUCCUAUUGCAUUAUAUCAAAAGAUACAUAUCAGUUUGUCCCACUCUUAGGAAUACUAAAUUUGAUAAUUUCCAAAAUUUUCCAUUUUAAAGAUACAUGUCGAUCACUUCCAAAACUUUCCAGUAUAAAGACAUAUAUUUUAAAAUAAUUCCUAGGGUUUCUGUUGUAAAGAUACUUUUUAAAAAAAACACUUAGACCCUUCCAUUGUAAAGAUACAUUUUGAGUAUUUCUGGAACUUUCUGGAGUUAGUUUUGGGAUUCAUAAAGUCCCUGUUGCUUCUCAGCUACAUGGCAUGGCAGAAAUAUGUAGCCUUUUGAGUCCCCUAAGGAAAAGCCAAGUGAUAGCUAAAUAAAAGUUUACUAGAGGUAUUUCUCAAAGCAAAAGGAUUUCCCCACCAAAAAGUUUUUAUUUUUAACUUACAUUGUUGUAUCUUCAGCAGUAUCUCUGUUAAGAUCUGUAAGACGGAUUUGCCCAUAGUUAGAUGUGUACCUGAUUUUGAAGAAAUAAGAUGUCAGUUACACUGCUCUGACCUCAGGUUCCAGAAUGUCAAGGCAACAUUCUUUAGAAGAGAUGUUCCCCUUUGGAUUGAACCAAAUUUAGAAUCAGUCAGCUUAUUGUCAAAAAGGACAGCCCUGCUGACAGAAAACAGCUCACACUAUGAAUUGCUUUGGAAAUCACAUCUCUGGGUUUCCUGAGGAUGUUUCCUUACUCACCAUACAGUCACCUCCGUGGCUCUCACCCAUAUCAUCGGAAGAUGAACAUUUUAUUUCCAACCUGAGGAGCCAGGCAGCCGCCCAGGUGGUGGUGAAGCAGCCUGUCCAGGGAGCCGGUGGCAGGACCACGCUCACGAUUGUCCAGGCCGGUGGGGACUGGAGCACUGGCCUCUUCGGUAUCUGCAGCGACAGGAGAAUCUGCUUCUGUGGUCUGCUUUGCCCGCUGUGUCUCGAGUGCGACGUCGCCAGGCAUCACGGAGAGUGUUUUUGUUGGCCAUUACUACCUGGGUCCACCUUUGCCCUAAGAGUUGGCACCAGAGAGAGACAUAAAAUACGGGGCACCCUGUGUGAGGACUGGCUGGCCGUGCACUGCUGUUGGCCUUUUGCCAUCUGUCAGGUGGCCCGUGAACUCAAGAAGAGGGCCUCCCGGCUCUAUGAAGUCUACACAGCCCCUCCAGUGCGGGACACCUUUACCUGCCAGAGCAGGAAGACUUCGCCCACUCCCCUGCCUCCCCUGCCUCCCCUACAGUCCUCCCAAUAGAGAGAUUGUUCUCUUUAAAUUUUCACUGUGAAGAUAAAUAGUA
Manis pentadactyla (Chinese pangolin) is the source of this 2592-nucleotide messenger RNA. It is a transcript of the gene PLAC8L1, whose product is annotated as PLAC8 like 1. The record is from RefSeq and is a predicted model, not a curated record. The transcript has 4 exons. The coding region runs from base 1953 to 2549 and encodes 198 amino acids. NCBI's taxonomy places the organism in Eukaryota, Metazoa, Chordata, Mammalia, Pholidota, Manidae.